ACGGUUGUUUGAUUUGUUUUGUCCCGCGUUGAUGCACAGUCACAGUGUUUGCCAUUGUUAUGCGUGACUCAAGCGAGUGCGAGCGUAUAUUGUAUCCAGUUCUCUCGCGUUCGCGUUACACACACUUUUAUUGUAGCUGAAAGGUGUGCUCGUUUGUUCCCCGUGUAGGCUCCCGUGCGAUACAUAUUUGUGUGGUGUUAUGGUGUUGUGCAGCCAAAAAUUCGAAUCUGCCGCCACCUUUUCGGCUCGGCCAAGUUUACAUGCCUCCGAAAGCAUAGAUCUGUGUUGAGUGAGAGCAGCGCAGUGCGUGUGGCUUAGCCAAGUAGCUUAAUAUUGCAUUAUUUGCUACGUUCAGUGAUAGAUGUUAAUGCAGUGAUCAGUUUGGUGCAUUAUGAAGUUAAACACUUCAUCGAAAAGUGUACGUCGUUAACCUCACGGUUAAUUAGUGCUGAAUUUAAAUACAAAAAGUUGGAUUAAUUAGGAUUGAUACCGAAAGGGAGUUUCCCUCAGAGGCCUGGUGAAGCGAGGAUUAUUUGGCUCUACGGGCGAUUCACACCAAUACAGACAGAUCGCUGGCCUGAUCGGCACCGCAUCAUCAUGGCCGACCAGCGGCGGUGUCCGACGACCUGGUCGGGUGUGCUAUCGCUGUUACUGCUAUACGUCGGGUUGUUUUCCCUGACCGCCGCACAAGCACAGCAGACCAACCCAACUGAUCAAACCCGCUACAACCCGCUGGACCCAUUCAACCGACAGCGCUUCAACCCUCAGGCUACCUCAGGCAACGUACAACCUCAAGGAGGCACCGCGCCAUCCAACUUCCCUGUAGAUCCCCGGAAUCCCAACUACAACCGUGACUACUACGGAACGGGAAAUGUUGACACGAACAGUAUUGACAAUCGGUUCGAUGCGAACCGGGAACGGGACCGAGACCGGGAUCGCAAUGUACAGUUUCAAAGCAGCACGCCGCGUGAUUUCAACAUUAAUCGGUUUCCCACGACAACUCGACCACGUACCAGUUUCAAUUCUGGUGCCAGUAGAAACUCGUUCCUGGACAUGGUAUCCAACGUACUGAAUAAAGAAAUCACCUACUUUGUGGUAGCUUCCCGAAUGGUUCGCCCUGGCCAAAUCUACAAGGUAUCGGUAACACUACUAGAAACGCAGCAUCCGCUCACAGUUCGGGCUAGUAUUUCCCGAGAUGGCGUUGAGCUUAGCAGCGAGUUGAAAUCGGUACGCGUUGGAACACCGGAAACGUUACUGAUGCGAGUUCCACCGACGAGUGUUGUUGGCGAUUACAAACUACGAGUGGAAGGAUCGUACGAGAACACAUUCGGCGGAUAUGUGUUUGUGAAUGAAACGAAACUGACGUUUUCACAACGAUCGAUGACCAUUUUCGUACAGAUGGACAAGCCGGUUUACAUGCAGGGUGAAAUGGUUCGAUUCCGAACGAUUCCAAUCACUACCGAGCUGAAAGGAUUUGACAAUGCUGUUGAUGUUUACAUGCUGGAUCCGACCGGGCACAUAAUGCGACGUUGGUUAUCCCGCCAGUCCAAUCUCGGAUCGGUAAGUUUGGAGUAUAAAUUGUCCGAUCAACCCAUCUUCGGUGAGUGGAAAAUUCGAGUUAUCGCUCAAGGUCAGACCGAGGAGGCGACCUUUACCGUUGAGGAAUACUAUCAAACACGUUUUGAAGUAAAUGUUACAAUGCCCGCUUUCUUCUUCCAAACCGAUCCGUUCAUCUACGGUAAAAUUAUGGCGAAUUUCACCAAUGGAACUCCCGUCAGAGGAAAUCUGACACUGAAAGCCACGAUUAGACCAAUUGGGUGGAUGAAUCCGAAGGCAAUCAACCACAUGAGCCGUGUUUGGAAUACGGGAAAUCGCAGGGAGCUGGAUCCGAAUGUGCCCUACUAUUUGCAAAACAGCGAUCCCGAUUUGUAUAAUGCACAGACCUCGUACACCAGUCAGCUGGGGCAGGACAGUCAGACCUACGAUCAGAGAUAUCAACAAAAUCCCACUUUCCAAGAUUCGUAUGUUGUCGAAAGACACUACAACUUUGACGAAGAGUGGCCAUUUUGGUUGAAGAAGCCCGUCGAUACGGAUGCACAGUGGGAUUCUUGGACGAAUACAUACCGAGAAAGUCUUCCCUAUCUGCGAUACUUCAAUGGAACGUACAACUUCCGCUAUCCGAUGUCUGAACUAGCUCAACUGUUUCCGAGCAAUAUGGCCGGCAUGGAAGUACUGAUUACGGCAAGGGUCGGUGAGCGUUUCUAUGACGAAAUUAUUGAAGGUUACGCCAUGGCACGUAUCUACAAUUCCUCAAUUAGGAUUGCCUUUCUAGGAAGCUCUCCCCAAGUAUUUAAACCAUCAAUGCCAUUCACGCUGUAUCUGAUCGCCGAGUACCACGACGGUUCACCGCUUCCGAUCAAUCCACUCUAUCCAGGACGAAUGGAAGUUUCCGGCUCGAUUGAUAGCCGCAGCGGCGGUGGGCGAGGUUCUUUCGAUUCCCGGCUGCUUCAGAUGUCCGACAAACCCGGCGUUUGGGAGUUGAAAAUCGAUUUGCGAAAUGAUCUGAACUUGGAAACCAACAAACAGACGAAUGAUUUUUUGAACGAAAUUCAAUCGAUGCGUCUGACGGCGAACUACCUAGAUCCCUCAGGAGAUCGGGCCUCUACAGAGCUGCUUCUGUUGUCACAUUUUUCGCCGAACAAUCAUAACAUCAAGGUUUCCACGAGUACCGUGGAUGCUAAAGUUGGCGAGUAUAUUAUUUUCCACAUUCAGAGUAACUUCUACAUCAAGGACUUCCACUACAUUGUCAUGUCGAAGGGAAUCGUUUUGAUAACCGGUCAGGAGAUUCUGUCCGGAGGCGUUCGAACGAUGUCGGUAACGUUGAGCGCAGAAAUGGCUCCGGCGGCAACGAUCGUGGUUUGGCAUAUUGGCCGGUACGGAAAGGUGAUUGCUGACAGUUUGACCUUCCCAGUGAAUGGAAUUUCGCGAAAUAAUUUCACUGUCUUCAUCAACAACCGAAAGGCACGAACGGGUGAGAAAGUUGAGGUGGCCAUUUACGGUGAGGCUGGAUCGUACGUUGGAUUGUCCGGUAUCGAUUCGGCUUUCUACACGAUGCAGGCAGGAAAUGAACUUACCUAUGCGAAUGUCAUUACCAAAAUGGCAACCUACGACGAGCAAACGAACGGAACAUUCAAGCAGACUUGGAUUUCGCACGAAGGUGAUCCCGAUGAGCUGGUGUACUAUCCUAGCUCGACGUUCGGAAUCGAUGCGAAUAGGACAUUUGAGUUUGCAGGAUUGGUCGUUUUCACGGAUGGGGUCAUUCCGAUGCGUCCUUUGACGUGUGAUCCUUCACUGAACUACAGCGAAUGUUUGAAUGGCAGAUGUUACCGCACCGAUAAACGGUGCGAUGGAUAUUUCGACUGCGAAGACGGUACCGAUGAAGCCGGUUGCGACGCACGGAACACUACGGCUUUGACGGAGUUCCGAAAGUAUCGUUUUAACAGAAUUCUUCGACACUAUCAGAACGUUUGGUUGUGGAAAGAUAUUAAUAUUGGACCGCACGGUCGAUAUAUCUUUAACCUGAAAGUUCCGCAGAUUCCGGCUCUCUGGAUGGUUUCUGCUUUUGGUGUUAGUGCUACACGUGGAUUUGGUAUGGUCAAGAAACCGAUAGAAUACGUUGGAGUACAGCCGUUCUUUAUUAACAUCGAAAUGCCUACCGUCUGCCGGCAAGGCGAACAAGUCGGAAUUCGUGUUGCCGUGUUCAACUAUCAAACAGUCGACAUCGAAGCCACUGUGUUUUUGCACAAUUCAUCCGACUAUCGGUUCGUGCAUGUUGAGGAGAAUGGAAUAGUAAGAUCCUACAAUCCAAGAACAUCGUUCGGAGAACAACAAUCCUAUGUCUAUCUUCGGGCUCAGGAUUCGGUCAACAUUUACUUGCCAAUCGUACCCACUCGACUGGGUGUAAUUGAAGUAACGAUCCACGCAUCGACUCUACUUGGAGCGUACCAACUAAGCCGGAAGAUCCGAGUAGAAGCGGAUGGUCUGCCACAGUACCGUCAUCAGUCUACUUUGCUCGAUCUGAGUAAUCGUGCCUACUUCUUCCAGUACAUGCAUGUUAACGUCACCGAAACACCGAUCAUUCCGUAUGAAAUCGAACGUUACUAUGUGUUCGGUUCCAACAAAGCUCAGAUUUCGAUCGUAGGUGAUCUGGUCGGUGCCAUUUUCCCAACUAUGCCUAUUAAUGCAACGUCCCUGUUGUCUCUGCCAGUGGAUUCCGCUGAACAAAACAUGUUCAGUUUCGCAGCAAACUUCUACACGAUUCAAUACAUGCGUGCCAUCAAACAACGUAACAAGAAAACCGAGAAACUCGCCUUCUACUAUAUGAACAUUGGCUACCAGAAGCAGCUAAGCUACAUGAUGCCAGACGGAUCAUUCUCUCUGUUCCGUUCCGAUUGGAACCAGUCGGCUUCCUCGGUGUGGCUUACCGCAUACUGUGCCCGCGUGUUUGCCGAAGCAUCCUUCUACGAGUACGAAAACUUCAUCUACAUCGAUCCGAUCGUUGUUCAGAAAAACAUUCACUACUUGCUCAAGCAUCAGAAAGAGGACGGAUCUUUCUGGGAAGUCACCUGGUUGCCGGAUCGAAAAGUCAACCAGUCGUCGGAAAAUCCACAGAACGAAGUCGUCCGGUCGAAAAACAUCACCCUUACGGCGCAGGUGCUGAUAACGUUAACGUCCGUGAAGGAUCUUUCGGGGGUACUAGGUUCGAGAGUGGCAUUAGCAGAGCAAAAGGCUUCCCGUUAUAUCGAACGAAAUCUCGGACUGAUCAAGGACUACGGUUCACCGUACGAGAUCGCCGUCAUCAGCUACGCGCUUGCGAAGGCAAAAGCACCACAGGCAGAACACGCCUUCAAAAUCCUAGCCAGUCGGAUGAGAACCAUAGCCGAUCUCGCUUACUGGGGUAACGACGAGGUGCCGCAGCCACCUAGCAAGCUGGAGAAUCAAAAGUAUUUCAAUCUACCCAGGCUACCGUACAAGUAUGACGCUAUGAAUAUCGAAACAACGGCGUACGCUCUGCUGACGUACGUCUCUCGACAAGAAACGUUCACCGUACUGCCGAUCGUACGGUGGCUUAACUCCCAACGUCUCACCGACGGUGGUUGGGCUUCCAGUCAGGAUACCGGAAUCGCUAUGAAAGCCCUGGGCGAAUACAGUACCCGGAAUCGUGUAGCCGACGUAACUUCACUUUCGCUUACCGUCGAAGCCACCUCACUGCCGGAACAGUCAAAGGUGCUACACAUCGGAAGACACAAUCUUGCCGCCAUCCAGAGCAUUGAGAUUCCAAACGCCUGGGGUACCGUGAAGGUCCAAGCAAAGGGUGUUGGCUACGCCAUUCUUCAAAUGCAUGUGGAAUAUUCCGUUGAUUCGCCAAAAUACCAAACCAGACCUCCAGUGCCAGCAUUUGAUCUGACAACUAGAACCAUUUUCCACGGCAGGAAUCAGUCUCAUAUCAGCUAUGUUAUCUGUCAGAGAUGGACCAACAGCAAAGAAUCCAUCCGAUCCGGAAUGGCUGUACUGGACGUAGCAGUUCCCACCGGCUACAUGAUUCAACAGCAAAAACUUGACCGAUACAUUCUCAGCAAGAGAGUGCGCAAUCUUCAGCGUGCGCGAUAUGAAGAGCGUAAAGUGCUUUUCUACUUUGAUUACCUGGACCAUGAUUACGUGUGCGUCAACUUCACCCUGGAACGUUGGAUGCCGGUGGCAAAUAUGUCCCGUUACUUACCGAUUCGAGUCUACGACUAUCACGCACCUGAACGUUUCAACGAAACCAUUUUCGACUCACUGCAAACCUACCUCUUGAACAUCUGCGAAGUCUGCGGCAGCUAUCAGUGUCCGUACUGUUCGAUUUACAACAACGCCUUCCGGAUUCCGGUUUCGAUUGGACUGCUGCUGGCAGUCGGUACACUGGCGGUAGCGCGACACUAUCGAAUAGCGAAUCCCAACAGUUGGAUCUUCUGGAAUGAUUAAUCGACGGCCGUUUCGGCUGCGUUACCCCGACAGCAAUCCCCCUGCCACGUGAUACUUUCGACGUGUAAAUAAUAAUUUGAAAUUUGCGGAAUCGAGAAUCUCCCCAAACAAGAGAGAAAGAGAAAGAGCAGCAUGUGACGACGAGUAAAAUGUGCGAUUCAGUUUUUGUUUUAUCUAAGACUCGUGGAACGUUUUUAUAGUAUUAUAACGUAACGUAGCACUUAGAUCCCGCAUGAUCCCAUCCAAAGUAAUUUCGUUGUCCUAAGUUGGGACAACCGAACCGAAAAGCAUUUUUGUUUGCUUUGGAAAUGCAGUAUGCUGCCUGCCGCGUAUAGAAAAGAAACACAUCAGUAAAAAAGUAAUCGAAUCGUUAACUGCUAGGAGCAAACAAACAGAGAGAACUAUGAUAGUAAUAGUUAUUGUUUUAUCUUUUUUUGUACUCUUCCGUUUAGUGCGAAAUGUAUUCGUUCCGUAGUUUUUAUAGAUUUAAUCUCAUGCAACAGAAAUCUUCAGGCCGUCCAAAUUAUCUGGUCAUAAGUUUGUAUAAUUUUAAGUACCUUUUUUAUAAUUUUAAAAUAGAUCGACGAACGAAGCCCAUCCAUGAAUGAAACUUAACUUUACAAAAUAAUUCUAACGGCAAUCUCUAGUGUUUAGUAUGAGUCAAUUGAGUCAUAACGCAUCAUCAUUAUUUCGUACUGUAGACUCUAACCAACCUUGUUUGUGAUCAGAUAUCUAGCCUACCCGGGAGUCGGCAUUUAGGCAAAUUAGUGACACAAAAAUGGACGAUACAAAUUGCCUUAAGUGCCUUAGCAUGAUCAACAAGCGAACCUCAGUUUGAGUGCCGUUUACUAAAAACAAUGCGUUCAAUUUCAAGAAAUAGAAAAUUUGUAUUUUUUGAUGAUAAUAAUAAUAAUGAUAAAAUUGCCGUAGGAAAGAAUGAUACAACACAGCAAAAGGUGGCAUUACAGCCUCAAAAGGGUUGUUACCGUAGAAAGUGAAAUAUUUCUAAAAAAAU
Messenger RNA from Sabethes cyaneus, 7039 nucleotides. It is a transcript of the gene Mcr, whose product is annotated as CD109 antigen. NCBI's taxonomy places the organism in Eukaryota, Metazoa, Arthropoda, Insecta, Diptera, Culicidae. The coding region runs from base 598 to 6024 and encodes 1808 amino acids. The transcript has 8 exons. The record is from RefSeq and is a predicted model, not a curated record. Gene Ontology annotation, cellular component: extracellular region. Gene Ontology annotation, molecular function: endopeptidase inhibitor activity; protein binding.